Messenger RNA from Paramisgurnus dabryanus, 1794 nucleotides. It is a transcript of the gene aida, whose product is annotated as axin interactor, dorsalization associated. Gene Ontology annotation, biological process: determination of ventral identity. Gene Ontology annotation, molecular function: phosphatidylinositol binding. NCBI's taxonomy places the organism in Eukaryota, Metazoa, Chordata, Actinopteri, Cypriniformes, Cobitidae. Gene Ontology annotation, cellular component: membrane. The record is from RefSeq and is a predicted model, not a curated record.
CCCGGUGGGCGCGGUUUCCGGUUUUGUCGCAGGUAGUUCGGUUUCACCCCCGUCAGGCCUGUGUCGGUGUGCGGUGGUGCCACCGGUGCAUCUGGAGCCAAGUGUGAGCAUAGCGCAGGGCUGGAGAUAAAAACUUCCCCGCGAUGACAGAACACGAAUCGUCCGCGCGACUUUAACUCGAGAAGAUGUCUGAUGUCACUAAGACCGUGCAGAAAUGGCACGCGAGUUUUAAAAAGGGCACGGACUUUGAUUCGUGGGGGCAGCUGGUGGAAGCCAUCGAUGAAUAUCAAAUACUGGCAAGACAACUUCAGAAAGAGGUGCAGUCAUUAAACUCGCAUGAUUUUACAGAAGAACAGAAGAAAACCCUGGGAAAGUUUGCAACAUGCCUUGAAAUGAGAAGUGCGGCACUACAGUGCACACAAUCCCAAGAUGAGUUUAAGUUAGAAGACCUAAAGAAACUGGAACCCAUCAUUAAGAAUAUUCUGACGUACAACAAAGAUUUUCCAUUUGAUGUUCAACCAGUGCCUUUGAGGAAAAUCCUUGCACCUGGAGAAGAGGAAAACCUGGAGGUUGAGGAGGAGUUGGAUGCUGGUACUGGAGCCGGUUCAAUACCAUCAUUCACCUCUAGGGUUCCAGGUACCUUGUUACCAAGAUUACCAUCGGAGCCUGGGAUGACGUUGCUUACGCUAACAAUAGAGAAGAUUGGUCUGAAGGAUGCAGGACAAUGUAUCGACCCUUACAUCACUGUCAGUGUUAAAGAUGUGAAUGGCAUUGAUUUGAACCCAGUUCAGGACACCCCAGUGGCCACACAGAAAGAAGACACAUACAUUCAUUUUACUGUGGAUGUGGAAAUCCAGAGGCAUAUAGAAAAACUUCCCAAAGGAGCAGCUAUUUUCUUUGAAUUCAAACACUACAAACCCAAGAAAAGAUUCACCAGCACAAAGUGUUUUGCUUUUAUGGAAAUGGAUGAAAUCAAACCAGGUCCCAUUGUCAUAGAGCUGUACAAGAAACCAACAGAUUUUAAGAGGAAAAAACUCAACCUCCUGACUAAGAAACCGCUGUACCUGCAUCUUCAUCAGACUCUACAUAAAGACUAAACAGAAAAUGGCCUACAAACUAAGUGUUUCUCGACUGAUCAAAUUUAUUUUGGUGCGUUCCCUGCAAUAUCAGAGUUGUCUUUAUCCUCUCAUAUCUUCAGUGUUAGGGUUUGGGAUGAUCGACAUAUCACCAACAUGCUUUAUUUUAAAGAGAGAGAGAGAGAGAGAGACAUUGGUCAAGUUUUGCACAAAUCCUCUAUAUGAUGAAAAUUGUUAUGGGUAUUGAUAUUAAAACAUUAUAUGAAAGAUGAGCUGACUGAAUCACAUUAUACUGAAUAUCUGCUUACUGCAGCUUGCUAACACUACAUUCAAGUUAAACCAGCCAAUGAUGGCGUGAGAGACCGGUUAAAACCAGCAAAAGCUUUUUCUCAAAGAUUACCCAAAUAAAUAGAUGUUUGAAGUUUUUAACAUUUUUAUAAGCAAUUGUUUAAUGUUGGCGAAUGCUUACAAACCACCAACAAUACUGUUCAGUUUACAAACUUUUCAGCUAGGGAAACAAGUUAUUAAUAUUGAAACAACUAAAGAUAAUCUGUUCACCCAGACUGUUUUAAUGUGUCUCAUGUUAGUAAACAUCAAACUCAAAGUGUUGCAUUUCUAUGACUUUGUAUGUGUUGUCAAAUAUAAGAUGUCUGUCACGAGUGGAUUGUUACACAGCUUUUUCAUGUCUCAUUUCUAAUAAAUGACAAUGCUGCUUGAA